AUGAGUGUCAUAUUUAUAGGGGGGUCCAGAAAUUCUAUUACUUACGACCCGUCACAAUUUUAUACUAUACAUCAAGGUGAUGCUGACUCAGAUGAAGUGUUAGAUAUUUAUAAAAAAUUCGACAGAGAGGUGUUGAAUCAUCGUUUAAUAAUAAAGAAAGUCUUGGCGCUUCAGCCUGCUCACAGAGGAAAACUGAUUUCCUUAUGGAGAACUUUCUUAAAAAUCAUGGUUAUGAAAAAAAAACUUGAAGCUGCUGAUGAUAUUUUUGUUGAUUCAAAUGUAAUCAAUGACUAUUAUGAAAAUGGUAACAAGCCAAAUAAAGAAGUAUACAAAUAUUACUUGAGUCCAAUGAUUGAACAUCUUGAAAUUGCAUACAAUAAAUAUGUACCAAUGUUAAAAAAUACAGUUGAAGAAGUACUCAAAACUAGAAAUUUGACAAUGAAUGAUGCUUUAAAAGCUAAAUGUUUAUUAGAAUUUAAGGAUAAGAAGGCUGAAAAGUCGAAAAAAGUUAGAACAAUUAUCACAAAAUUCGAAAAGUUGUUCCUUACAAAAUCACAAAUUAUAAUGUUGGUUAUUUUUAAGAUGGGAACUAAAAGAAGUACCUAUUUAAAUUUAUGGAUUUUAUUCUUGGAAUUAAUGACAAACUGUACAAAUUUUGAUUCAAAGAAUAAUAAUUUAAGUGAAUAUUUGAAUUUUGUUGAAUCAAAUAUUGAUCAAAUUGUUGUUCAUAAGGGUGAAAUUAAAGCUGCAUUAUCACACUUUAAAGCAGCAUUCGAAUUGUAUGAUUUACAUACAAGUCCUAAAUAUCUUGCAUCGGUCAAUAAUGAAGAGGAUCAUGAGCCAGUUGAUGAACCAAGAAGAAUACCAUUACAACCAAUCUCAGUAAAUGUUGAAAAGGGUUUAAAAAGAAAAUUGAAAGUCAAAGAUUCAGUUAACAAGAGAGUAUCACGUGGUUCAAUUGGUUCUGGCGGUGCACAAGAUGAUGCUAAAUUUAUAAGAUUUAAAAAAAUUAUUGACAUAAUAUAUGCAAAUUUUCAAAAAAGAUAUAUCGAUGUGAUCGAUAGUAAAUCCAAACUGGAUGAUAUAACAAGAGCCAAGUUAUUGGAAGAAAUUUCAAAAGUUUUAGAUGAACAUAAAACAAAAGUUACGGAUUUGUAUUUUCCAAGAUCUACAGCAUAG
Messenger RNA from Lodderomyces pseudojiufengensis, 1179 nucleotides. RefSeq lists its product as uncharacterized. The transcript has a single exon. The record is from RefSeq and is a predicted model, not a curated record. Lineage: Eukaryota; Fungi; Ascomycota; Pichiomycetes; Serinales; Debaryomycetaceae. Bases 1 to 1179 code for a protein of 392 amino acids.